Salvelinus namaycush (lake trout) is the source of this 1290-nucleotide messenger RNA. It is a transcript of the gene mmp30, whose product is annotated as matrix metallopeptidase 30. Lineage: Eukaryota; Metazoa; Chordata; Actinopteri; Salmoniformes; Salmonidae. The record is from RefSeq and is a predicted model, not a curated record. Gene Ontology annotation, molecular function: zinc ion binding; metalloendopeptidase activity. Bases 7 to 1290 code for a protein of 427 amino acids. The transcript is spliced from 9 exons. Gene Ontology annotation, biological process: proteolysis; extracellular matrix organization; collagen catabolic process. Gene Ontology annotation, cellular component: extracellular matrix.
AGGAGCAUGCAGGACUUCUUUGGGCUGGAGGUGACAGGCAGGCUGGACUCGAACACCCUGGAGGUGAUGGCCAAGCCCCGAUGUGGGGUCACAGACGUGUCCCGCUACGGACACUUCCAGGGCAAGCCCCACUGGAAGCAGAGCAUCGUCACUUACAGAAUUACUGAGUACACGCAUGACCUGAGUCGGCGUGAGGUGGACUCCACCAUCGCCCAGGCCUUCAAGCUCUACAGCGACGUCAUCCCACUGGACUUCAAGCAGAUCUACAGUGACACCGCUGACAUCAUGAUCCUGUUUGGAGCCAAAUACCACGGUGACUUCUACCCCUUCGAUGGGCCGAAUGGUGUCUUGGCCCAUGCAAACUCUCCAGGAGAAGGUGAAGGUGGUGACACACACUUUGAUGAAGAUGAGUCUUGGACUCUGAGCCAGAGAGGGAUAAACCUGCUUCUGGUGGCGGCCCAUGAGUUUGGCCAUGCUCUUGGAUUGGACCACUCACGAGACAGCUCAGCUCUGAUGUACCCCACAUAUCACUUUGUGAACACAAAAGGAUACAGGUUACCUGCAGACGACAGGCGGGGAGUACAGGCCUUGUACGGUGUCCGGACAACACCAGGUCAGCCGGAACCAACAAGACCCAAGCCUAAACCAAAGCCCAAACCAGAACCUAAGCCUGAUCCUAAACCCAAGCCUAGACCAGAAUCCAGACCAAACCCUCCAGAAAGAUGCAACAGGAACCUUGUCUUUGAUGCUGCCAGUACCAUUCGGAGUGAGCUGUACUUCUUCAAAGAUGGGUAUUACUGGAAGAAGAGUGGCUAUUGGAAUGGAGUAAUGACGAAGACAGUGAAGGGAACCUGGCCUAGCAUUAGCCAUGUUGAUGCUGCAUAUGAAUACAAGGGUCGAGACAUCGCCUUACUAUUUGAAGGAAGAAGGUACUGGGGCACAAGAGGCCUUACCGUCCUAUCAGGUUAUCCCAAAUCCAUCUACAACUUUGGCUUCCCCUCAUACGUAACCAAGAUAGACUCUGCAGUUCAUGUGGCAUCCACAGGGAAAACCCUAUUCUUUGUGAGAAACAAAUACUGGAGCUUCAAUGAAAGGAUGAGCACAAUGGACCAUGGCUACCCCAGAAGAAUCUCCCAGGAUUUUCAUGGUAUUGGCAGGAAAGUUGAUGCUGCUUUUGAAAACCAUGGUUACCUGUACUUUUCAGAUGGCCCCAGGCAAACCGAAUACCACUAUCCAUCAAAGAGGGUGAACCGUGUCUUGUUGAACUAUGGAUGGCUGGACUGCUACUAA